UUAUUUGUGUUACAUAUCUCGCAUUAAGGUCAUUAGUUUAUUAUAAAUAUAAUAAUUUAUUCAAUGACUUAACAGCUUGACCACAUUGCAGUAGUCUGUGUGAGAGUGGUGCGUGAACUUCUGCAAGAUGUUGUCUAAAGGAAGGAUCCUUCUUCGGAAGCAAAACGUUUUCCUCAGAUCCGUGCAUCUGGAGAGCUCCAACGUUAUUCAGACCAAGUGCGAUGUUAAUUCGCCCAAAUAUAACGAAAACCAUGCUUACAUGUCAGAUAUAGUUAAUGAGUUGAAGACGAAAACUCAAACUUUGCUGAUGGGUGGCGGUGAGAGGGCUGUGAAAAGACACACCGCAAAGGGUAAAUUGUUGGUCAGGGAUCGCAUCAACAAGUUGCUGGACAAGAACUCCGCCUUUCUGGAGUUGUCCCAAUUUGCUGGUCAUGAAAUGUAUGAUGAUUCGAUUAACAGUGGAGGCAUUGUUACUGGAAUUGGUAGAAUUCAUGGAACGGAAUGUGUGAUCGUUGCGAACGAUGCAACCGUGAAAGGUGGUACUUAUUACCCGAUGACUGUUAAGAAGCAUCUUCGUGCACAAGAAAUCGCGCAAGAGAACAAAUUGCCAUGCAUCUAUUUGGUGGACAGCGGUGGCGCCAAUCUGCCUCAUCAAUCCGAAGUCUUCCCAGACAAAACACAUUUCGGUCGUAUUUUCUUCAAUCAAGCAAACAUGUCUGCAGAAGGCAUUGCACAGAUUGCCGUAGUCAUGGGUUCUUGCACUGCUGGAGGAGCGUACGUUCCGGCCAUGGCCGAUGAAUCCAUCAUCGUGAAACAACAAGGAACGAUUUUCUUGGCUGGACCUCCUCUUGUAAAAGCAGCCACUGGAGAAGAGGUAUCUGCCGAAGAUUUGGGCGGUGCCGACAUGCAUUGCUCCACGUCUGGAGUUACAGAUCACUACGCUCUGAAUGACGAGCAUGCCUUGCAUCUGGCCAGACAAUUAAUCAAGAAUCUAAAUAAGAAACCCACCAAUGUAUUCAACGAGGCCUUCGAGCCUCCAAAAUAUGACGCUGAAGAGCUGUACGGAAUCAUCGAUCAAGAUCUAUUCAAAUCAUUUGACGUGCGCGAGGUCAUCGCCAGAGUGUUCGACGGCUCCAAAUUCGACGAAUUUAAGAAGCGGUACGGCGAAACGCUUGUCUGCGGUUUCUCAAAACUGUACGGCAAAACGGUGGGAAUCAUCGGAAACAAUGGGGUGCUGUUCUCAGAAAGCGCAAUUAAGGGCGCGCAUUUCGUGCAACUCUGCACGCAACGUAACAUUCCAUUGAUUUUCUUACAAAACAUCACAGGUUUCAUGGUAGGAAAGCAGGCGGAAAUGGGUGGAAUCGCAAAGAAUGGAGCGAAAUUGGUAACGGCUGUAGCUUGCGCCAAUGUUCCGAAGAUUACUUUGGUAAUUGGUGGAUCUUACGGUGCCGGAAACUAUGGAAUGUGCGGAAGGGCUUAUUCUCCGAGAUUCUUGUACAUGUGGCCAAACUCCCGCAUCGCCGUCAUGGGAGGUCCUCAAGCCGCUGGCGUCUUAUCCCAGGUAGCUGUUAAGGCCAAGAACAAGGAUUGGAAGCAAGAGGAUGUCGACGAAUUCGAAAAACCCAUCAUCGAAAAAUUCGACAAGGAAAGUUCUCCAUACUACAGCAGCGCCAGAAUCUGGGAUGAUGGUAUCAUAGAUCCAAAGGACACCAGGAAAGUGCUCGGCCUGAGUUUGGCAGCAGCUCUGAACGCCGAAACAAAAAACACCAAAUUCGGUGUAUUCAGGAUGUGAAAAAAAUACAUUUUCUUCAUUCCUUGCCUGAUAACAUUGUGUAUCUCAUAUCAAAGCAUUUAUAAUGUUACAUAUUUUAAAAUAAAAUUCUAUAGCGUUGAA
Molecule: messenger RNA, 1894 nt
Organism: Nicrophorus vespilloides
Lineage: Eukaryota; Metazoa; Arthropoda; Insecta; Coleoptera; Silphidae
Gene: Mccc2
Product: probable methylcrotonoyl-CoA carboxylase beta chain, mitochondrial
Exons: 8
Coding region: 128-1792 (554 amino acids)
Biological process (GO): L-leucine catabolic process
Cellular component (GO): methylcrotonoyl-CoA carboxylase complex; mitochondrion
Molecular function (GO): methylcrotonoyl-CoA carboxylase activity
Source: RefSeq, a predicted model, not a curated record